Bombus pyrosoma is the source of this 1255-nucleotide messenger RNA. RefSeq names its product tubulin-folding cofactor B (gene TBCB). The transcript has 6 exons. The record is from RefSeq and is a predicted model, not a curated record. Gene Ontology annotation, biological process: post-chaperonin tubulin folding pathway; cytoplasmic microtubule organization; tubulin complex assembly. Gene Ontology annotation, molecular function: alpha-tubulin binding; microtubule plus-end binding. The coding region runs from base 433 to 1164 and encodes 243 amino acids. Gene Ontology annotation, cellular component: nucleus; microtubule plus-end; cytoplasm. NCBI's taxonomy places the organism in Eukaryota, Metazoa, Arthropoda, Insecta, Hymenoptera, Apidae.
AUUCGGAUCAGAAAAGUUAAAGGAUCACUUAAUUUUCGUCUAUACUAAACGUGUAAUUAAAAUUUUCUUAAAUAUUUUGUAAUAAAAAUUUUAUUUUGAUAUUUACACAUAAGGUGAAACUCGUAGUUGAAACGUCAAACUAUUGAUUUGACGAUCUGUCAAACUAUACUGUUUAUCCGCAUAUAUAUACAUAUUAUGCAGAAGUGUCUCAGGCGUUUUAUUCAGAAUUUAUUAUUUAAUACAUUCAUGACAUAAAAAGGAUAGAAAACAAUAUUACAUUUGUUAUCAGAUCUUGCAAUUGUCAUUAUUAAAUAAAUGAAUCAUUUUAUGAAGUCUUAAUUUCAGUACUAUAAUAUACAUAACCUAUAUAAAGGUUGCUGUUUGCAAGUUGAUUUGAUCAUACUGUGAUACAUUCCUUUUUAUUACAAAAACAUGAGUGCUUAUAACGUAAUAACAUCAGAUUUUGUAAAUGUAUCCAUUACUAACUCUGGUCACAACUCAUAUUGCAUAGAACGGCGAUUUCAAAAAGGAAUAACAAUUGAUGAAUUUAAAGGAAAAUUGGAACUUCUUACUGGUGGUAAUCCAACAACAAUGAAAAUUGAAGUAUAUGACAAAAAUGACAAAUUAAUUUGCAUAUUAGAUGAUGGUCAACGUUUAUUAGGUUCAUAUCCUAUCGACGAUGGAAUGCGAAUACAUGUGAUAGAUAAUUUUUCUCGUACUGAGGAAAAUUUAAAUGUAGAGAAAUUUGAAAUAUCUGAAGAGGAAUAUGCUAAAAGAUCAGAUACUGUAAAAGCAUUCUUGGAGAAAAAUAAACUAGGAAAAUAUAAUGAGGAAGAAAUGAAAAGAAGAGCAGAAGAAAAGAAGCAAGAAGAAGAAGCAGAAAUAGCAGCUGCACAGUUAUGUAAAGUUGGUGAUCGUUGUGAAGUUUGUGUACCAAAUCAACCAAAACGAAGAGCUACAAUAAUGUAUGUUGGUAAAACUGAGUUUAAAGAAGGUUGGUGGAUUGGAGUAAAAUAUGAUGAACCACUUGGUAAAAAUGAUGGAACUGUCAAUGGAAAAAGCUAUUUCGAAUGUUUACCGAAAUAUGGUGGGUUUGUGAAACCAAUACAUGUGAAAGUAGGAGAUUUUCCUGAAGAAGAAUUUGACUUGAAUGAAGAACUAUAAAACACAAACAUGUUUUGCCAAUCUGGUUUUCACUACAAAUUAUAACUGAAAGGCAAUUUAAAAUUAAUAAUAUUUAUUACACAUAUAAAAA